AAGAUGGGUCUCGAGAGUGAUUAUAUUUUUGUUGUAUGACCCCCACAAGCAUUGUGUCAUUCUCAUACAUGGAUUUGGAUAUGAUUCUCGUUAGAUUGUCUGUUGUGAACAGCUAUGACUAAUGCUUGAGUGUGGCUUUUGAUGCCAUCGUUUCAAUGUUGGUGAUUCAAGUCAACCAAAGGCCAAUCUCACAAGAAAGUAACACAGGUUUCUCUUGCAGGCACACCAAUGAAGCUUGAAACUAGAAUUAAAUGAUGAGAGCCCCACAUAGCAAAUAAAAGGGAAGAAACCACAUUCUCUCUAUUAUACACUCCUCUCAUUCUCUCUCCUACUAACCAACCUUCUAAAGAAUUGCCUUCCUUUCUUCCCCCUGGUUUCUCAGCUGCAGACAGUAAUGGCUAUGGAGUUCUCAUCCAAAAGGCACUUCCAUUGGACAAGGAAGGUCAGUAAUGAAGAAGACGAUUCCACCUUCAAAUCAUCAGACUCUGCCACUGAAGAAAAGCAGGAGAACGCCAAGUCCAUUUUACAGGAGCCACAGGAACAGCAGCAGUUUCGAGCACAAUUGACCAGGAGGAAACUGCAACAGCUCGCUGUCUCUCGGUUUCGUUCGGUUCUUACUGCCCUUGGCCGCAACCGCAACCCACAACUUGGUCUCCGUUCUCGAGUGAUUGGAACAUUAUUUGGUUCUCGCCGGGGGCAUGUACACUUUGCAUUUCAGAGAGAUCCCAGUUCACAUCCAGCUUUCUUGAUUGAGCUUGCUACACCAAUCAGUGGUCUGGUGAAGGAAAUGGCAUCUGGACUUGUUCGAAUUGCGCUGGAAUGUGAUAAAGAGAAGGAUGUAAACAAGAAACCAGGAGGGAGACUACUUGAAGAGCCUGUUUGGAGGACUUUUUGCAAUGGGAAGAAAUGUGGCUUUGCUUCAAGGAGAGAAUGUGGACCUAAGGAGUUGAAGAUCUUGAAAGCCGUGGAGCCAAUUUCCAUGGGCGCUGGCGUCUUACCGGUGGACGAAGGCACCGAAGGCAGCGGUGGUGGCAGUGGGGAAGGAGAAGGUGGAUCAGAUGGUGAUAUCAUGUACAUGAGGGCAAAGUUUGAGAGAAUUGUAGGCUCAAGGGAUUCUGAAGCUUUCUACAUGAUGAACCCAGACAGUAAUGGAGCUCCUGAGCUCAGUAUCUAUUUGCUAAGAGUAUAAUUUGAGCAACCAUGGAAGGAUUGAUCUAAAUCACUACUCAAGUUCCUUCAUUUCAGCAGCAGCAGCUCAGCUAAAAUCCAACUCCAUGUGCUGUCGUUUCUUCUCUUUUUCAUGUGCUGUGUUAUGUAUCAUUGCCAGUUUAGGUUUCUUUCUUUUUGCUGGGUGUGGGGGGAUACAUUACAAGACGAUGGUGAUGAAGGUGUAAAGUAUAGUUUCUGUUCAUUCAUGAUUAAUUACAAUUACCUUAGAAAAUUUCGUUUGA
This is a messenger RNA of Cucurbita moschata (crookneck pumpkin), 1451 nucleotides long. RefSeq names its product protein MIZU-KUSSEI 1-like. The transcript is spliced from 2 exons. NCBI's taxonomy places the organism in Eukaryota, Viridiplantae, Streptophyta, Magnoliopsida, Cucurbitales, Cucurbitaceae. The record is from RefSeq and is a predicted model, not a curated record. Gene Ontology annotation, biological process: hydrotropism. The coding region runs from base 395 to 1189 and encodes 264 amino acids.